Molecule: messenger RNA, 283 nt
Organism: Thlaspi arvense
Lineage: Eukaryota; Viridiplantae; Streptophyta; Magnoliopsida; Brassicales; Brassicaceae
Source: the annotation of a GenBank genome assembly
CUUUCCAAUGGAGAAUAGGGUUGAGGUCGAGAUGUAUAAAGAUGCCUACAGAAGUAAUGCAAGUAUUGUUUCGGGGCUAAAUAGGGGACUUGCUGCAAGUCAAGAUGAUCUGAAACUGGCAGAUUCUGCUGCCAAGGAGCUUGAAGAUAUUGGAGGACCUGUAGAUCUCUCAGUUGCUAUUGAUAAACUGCAGGGAAGAUGGAAACUGAUAUACAGUAGUGCAUUCUCAUCGCGUACUCUAGGUGGGAGUCGACCUGGGCCCCCCAUCGGAAGGCUUCUUCCA